This is a messenger RNA of Geodia barretti, 3619 nucleotides long. The record is from the annotation of a GenBank genome assembly. NCBI's taxonomy places the organism in Eukaryota, Metazoa, Porifera, Demospongiae, Tetractinellida, Geodiidae.
GGAAGACAAAGGACGUUUACUUGAAGGACGAAGGAAAUGAGAUGCAUCUAUGGUACUGUCUUUUGGUUGGUAGUAGUAUCGAUUCCCUUAUCAAGUGGAGUUGCAACUGAGCUGUGUAUUGUUCCCUCUGAUCUCUCUUCCUGUCCCUGCAACACCUCUUGCCAUACAUUUGAUUACUAUUUGAGCGACUCUGAGACUUUCUUUGUUGACAAUACCACAUUCUUGUUUCUGCCUGGAGUUCAUGAGGUGCAUGGCUUGUACAACGGAUUCGGUGUUUCUGGAAUGAACUUCACAGGGAAUAAUGCUUCCUUGAUAAUUCUUACCGAUAGUAGUUUGACAGCUCCGUGGUUUUCACUAACAAAUGGUAAUUCCGUCUCUUUCUCUGGACUUGCUGUGAGUACGUGUGCUUCACUCUAUACGUUAUUUUCUCUAACUAAUAUCGGUAAUGUAGAGAUGACCAAUAUGGUGAUGGAGAGUAACUGCACUACUAGUAUUUUUUUGACAGAGUCAACUGGUUACUUUAAAUUUCACAAUGUGGUGAUAAGACUGACAGAUACGUCCUCCGGCACUCGCUUCAUGACCUCUUUUUUUAAUGUCAAUGGACUCAUUAGUAUUUCAGAAUCAAUAUACUAUUACUUGGGACCCCAGUUUGCAUUACUAGCCAUUAAUAUUCUGUACAGUAAUAAAUUUAUAACCAAUACCACAAUAAUUGUGGUUGAUACGGAAAUUUACCGGUCUGGAGUGGCCUUCGGGAUUCGUUCUCUCUGAUUUUGAUGCAUCGGACACUGAUAGCUCUUUUCUGGACAUUUUGGUGGAGAAUGUGUUGAUAUCAGGACCAUAUUACACUGGACUGGGGCUUGAGAUUGCCGCUUUUUGGGGAUUCUGCAACGUAACCAUUCUCAAUAGUACAAUACAGGGGGUCAAUGGAACGGCCCUCUCUCUAGGGCUUGACAACCCCUUUACGCCCAGUGCAGUCAUAAAGAACUCACAACUCAGAUGGAACUAUGGUCGAGAGGAUUAUGGAGUUGCAAUGGUCAUUAGAGGCUAUAAUUCAGCGUACCCUGCAGUUGUGGAGCUUGUUAAUGUCACCGUUGAGUCAAACACCUACUCAGACACUGUUACAACAAUGAUGGUUGCAGUAAACAUCACAAUGAGUGACUGUGCCUUCAGGAAUAACACUGGCACUGCUGUGUUUCUCGAAGAUUCAUUCUUAGAGUGUUCUGGCCACAACGAAUUCACUGCCAAUAUUGGGUAUGAGGGAGCGUGUCUUUCAUUGGGUGAAGGAAGCAGGAUUUUUCUGGCAACUAAUGAAACAAGGCUAACCUUUGCCCACAACACUGCUAAUUACACUGGUGGAGCUAUAUAUCUAAGAACAAAUCGUGCAUCCUAUAUCCAGCUUUUACUUGGGUAUAGUCAUGCAUGGUGCUUUGUCCAGGAAAAACCGCCAUCCAACAGUAUUUUCCUUUUCGAUAGCAACACCGCUAAAAAUGGCGGGGAUGAUAUAUUUGGUGAAUAUUUUGACUUCACAACAUUUGGAAACACUGUCUACUAUUGCAUUGAUGUGAUAGCAAACAUGUCAACCUUUGCUCAGAAGAGUGUUUCCUCAGUCACAUCACCACCAUCUCGUGUAUGCCUCUGUGAAGAUGAUGGUACAGCUCGUUGUCUGGAGUAUGAGAGGAGUGUUUCAAUUUACCCCGGUCAAACUGUUGGCAUCCAAGCAUUCACAGUUGGUCAGCAGUUUGGUACAGUGAGAGGAGCAGUCUAUGCACAAAUCCUCAACAAAAGCAGCAGUACUAUCAUCCCAAGUGAGCAGAAAGUUCAGACGGUAGGUAUUCGCAACUGUACAGACGCCAUCAAUACUCUCAAAUACAAACUGGCAACAGGAGAAAGUGAAACAUUGGUACUCACGGCAGUGAAUAUAGUUGUUUCUGAGUUUGUGAACAAAGCCGAAAUUGAUGCUAUCCUUGUGCAGUACAGAGAGAAUCUAAAGCAAGAGAAUCUAAAGCAAAACAUCACUCACGUACCUCGACAACUUGUAACUUUGCCACUUUUCAUUAACCUGGACACUCUCUCCUGUCCCAGGGGCUUUGCUCUUGGCGACAGCGGCUGUCAAUGUGAUGCAACUUUUCUACACCAUGUUGGAAGAUACAGAGUGUCUUGUGACAUUGAUACACAGAGCAUUGGAAGGGAAUACAGUGUCUGGGUCGAUGACACUAAUACAACUUCCAGCUACAGUAAGCAAUGCCCCCUAGUAUAUUGCAACCCAGAUUUUCUGCAAGUUAACCUCAGCAAUGUUGAUGGAGCAGAUUUACAAUGUCUCCAUCAUCGCUCUGGAGUUCUGUGUGGAGGAUGCCGGAAGAACUUCAGCCUUGCCAUUGGCAGUUCAAACUGCCUCGCCGACUGUUCUAACAGAUACCUCUCCCUCUUAGCAGUCUUUGCUGUGGCAGGAGUCCUGCUUGUGCUUGCCAUCAAGUAUCUCAACCUGACGGUAACUCAGGGACUCAUCAGCGGUCUCGUUUUGUAUGCUAACAUUGUCCAAACAAACAAAGGAGUGCUUCUAUCGUCUAAUGAGGUUGGAGUUAGAGUAUUUGCUACAAUAAUAGCCUGGUUCAAUUUUGAUUUUGGAAUUGAGACCUGCUUCUCUGGAUCACUGGACAUGUACCUCAAGACUUGGCUACAAUUUGUAUUUCCUCUCUAUCUUUGGAUUCUAGCAGGAGGAAUCAUACUGGCCUGUAGAUACUCACAACUGGCCACAAGGUUCUUUGGGAACAAUACUGUUCAUGUUUUAGCAACGAUAUUUCUUCUGUCGUACAACAAGCUUCUUCGAGUGGUAAUAGCUGUCUAUUCAGCUACUAACAUCCAAGUUCAAAAUGAACGUAUCGUAGUUGUAUGGACAUAUGAUGGUAAUAUUCUUUACCUUGGGCCCCAGCAUGCUUCGCUUUUUGCUGUGAGCACUGCUGUGUUCCUCACUCUCUGGUUACCAUUCACUGUCCUUAUUCUCCUGGGUCACUGGCUGCAGAGAUACAACCACCUGAGGGGAUUAAAGUGGUUGGGGAAGCUACGACCGCUAUUCGAUGAAUACUAUGGCCCUCUGAAGGAUCGUCGCCGUUACUGGGUUGGAAUUCUGCUACUGGCGAGAGUGUGUGUGAUAUUUCCAGCGGCUGAUCCUCUUGCCUCUGUUGAAGCAAGCCUUUUAGCCAUUGUAUUUGUUGCCUUAGUACUACUUUUGCUUCUUCUGUUGUUUGGUAAGGUUUAUCGAAAAUACUACAUUUCACUGUUUGAAGUUGUUUCCUUGGUGAAUCUUAAGCUCUUCGCGAUACUUUCUCUUUAUUAUUCAAGUACUGGUGGGAGGCAAGAGACAGCCGUGUACAUUUCCGCUGGGAUUUUCUUGAGCUGCUUAAUUCUUGUAAUAAGUAUUCAGCUUUAUGUCACCAUACUUCACAAGUUGCUGGUAUUUUGCAAGAAGGGCAGAGAUGCUUAUGUUCCCAUUGAUGAAGAACAACUCCCUGACUUAAUUAUUGAUGGCCGCUCCUAAUAACAUUAUUAUUCAAUAAUGUAUUGUAACAUAAUAGUAUGACUGGUCUUUAAUGAAUAAGUAUGUGUGUUAUUGACUGCCCUU